Desarmillaria tabescens is the source of this 2664-nucleotide messenger RNA. RefSeq names its product PRP1 splicing factor, N-terminal-domain-containing protein. The record is from RefSeq and is a predicted model, not a curated record. Lineage: Eukaryota; Fungi; Basidiomycota; Agaricomycetes; Agaricales; Physalacriaceae. Gene Ontology annotation, molecular function: protein binding. Gene Ontology annotation, cellular component: U4/U6 x U5 tri-snRNP complex; catalytic step 2 spliceosome. The transcript has 11 exons. Gene Ontology annotation, biological process: spliceosomal tri-snRNP complex assembly; mRNA splicing, via spliceosome. The coding region runs from base 1 to 2664 and encodes 887 amino acids.
AUGGCUGGAAAACCCAACAAACUUGCCUUCUUGUCUAUGUCUGCGCCGGCAUCCUAUGUCGCUGGUCUAGGGCGAGGUGCUUCGGGAUUUACAACACGGUCCGAUAUUGGUCCAGCACGGGAGGGACCCAGUGCUGAGGUUAUUGCUGAAGCCCAAGCCCGACGUGGCGAAGAGGCAGAGGUGGAUCCCGACCAAUUCCAGGAUCCUGACAAUGAAUACGGUCUCUUUGCCGGUACCACAUACGAAGCUGACGACGAAGAAGCUGACCGGAUCUAUGAAAAAGUGGACGAGGCUAUGGACGCGAGGAGAAAAGCACGAAGAGAAGCACAGGAACAGCUCGAAAUGGCGAAGCACCGCGCAGAGCGUCCAAAAAUUCAAGCGCAAUUUGCGGAUCUGAAACGAGGACUGACGGCUGUGACUGAUGCCGAGUGGGAGGGCAUACCAGAAGUUGGCAACUUGACGCGCAAGAAACGGAAGACAGAGGGGAGGACCUACGUCGUUCCGGAUAGUAUCUUGGUGGGAGAUAGAGAGAGAGGUGGUAUAGGGAACGUGGUCCAAGAUGGACAGGAAACUCCUGCGAAUACGGGUACUCUAACGAACUUUGUGGAAAUUGGUCAGGCGAGAGAUAAGAUAUUAUCACUGAAACUGGAUCAGAUAUCUGGUACUGCCACCUCCCUCGGUGCAUCUGGAACGUCCACUUCCAUUGACCCUAAAGGCUACCUCACCUCUCUCGACAGCGUCCAAAUAAAAUCCUCAGCCGAAAUCGGCGACAUUAAGCGCGCGCGCAUGCUCUUUGAUUCGUUGGUAAAGUCAAAUCCAAAACACGCUCCUGGUUGGAUCGCUGCUGCGUGCUUAGAGGAACACGCUGGACGAAUGGUCGCUGCGAGGAAGCUUAUUCGUGAAGGGUGCGAACGAUGUCCGGUCAGUGAGGAUGUGUGGUUGGAAGCAGCCAGACUACAUAGCAAUGACGAUGCCAAGGUGAUACUAGCUAAUGCCGUGCAACAUGUGGGUCAGAGCGUCAAGAUUUGGCUCGCUGCGGCGGAUUUAGAGGGAGAUGUCAAAGCGAAGAAGAGGGUGCUGAGAAAAGCCCUUGAACAUAUCCCCAACUCCGUUCGAUUAUGGAAGGAAACUGUCAACUUGGAGACUUCGGCCACAGAUGCGCUAAUCCCGCUUUCGGUGGAGCUUUGGCUCGCCCUGGCUCGCAUCGAGACACCUGACAAGGCAAAAGCGGUUCUGAAUAAAGCACGUAAAGCGGUCCCGACCUCUCAUGAGAUAUGGAUCGCCGCUGGACGCUUGUUGGAGCAAGAGGCGGGUAAAAACGAGGAUCCUGAGAAGAAGAAAAAAGAGAUGGAUACUGUGGACAAGACCAUAGAGGCCGGUGUACGCGAGUUGCGGCGGCAUCAGGUGCUGCUUACGCGAGAGCAGUGGCUGAAAGAGGCCGAACGAUGCGAGAGCGAGGGCUCAGUGAGAACAUGCGAGGCGAUUGUAAAGGCUACGGUUGGCAUGGAGCUCGAAGAUGAGGACCGUUUGGAUACGUGGAUGGGUGAUGCCGAGUCUGCUGAAGGACGGGGAAUGGUUGCGACUGCUCGAGCUAUUUUGGCAUAUGCUCUGAAAGUAUAUCCGGAUAGACGGGCGUUGUGGCAGCAGGGAUUGGAUGAGUUGCUGGGACGUGCCGUGGAGUGUUGCCCACAGGCAGAGGUUCUGUGGUUGAUGGCUGCCAAGGAGAAGUGGCUAGCCGGAGAUGUUCCCGGGGCGAGAGGCGUCCUUGAGAGAGCCUUCAUCGCCAAUCAGGAAAGCGAGCAGAUCUGGCUCGCAGCUCGAGGACAGCUCUUGGUCCGUGCGAGAGAUGUUGCGGAUACGCAGAGGAUUUGGAUGAAAUCUGCCGUCUUCGAACGACAGCAAGGACAGAUCGACGAAGCGCUCAAGACACUGUCUACUGCUCUCAAAAAGUUUCCCAAAUUCGCGAAAUUGUAUAUGGUACAGGGACAAAUAUACGAAGACCGAAAUGACAUUCCCUCUGCGCGCGCAUCGUACGCCGCCGGACUCAAAUCCUGUCCUAAGGAGCCUACGCUUUGGAUGUUAGCGAGUCGGCUUGAAGAAAAAGACGGCAAGAGUAUAAAGGCCCGUGCUCUCUUGGAGAAGGCGAGACAAGUCAAUCCUGGAAACGAAUUGCUCUGGCUGGAAUCCAUAGGUGUGGAAGAGCGAUCUGGUGGUGGAGCCGGUCAGGUUCUUGCUCGCGCUCUACAAGACUGUCCAACGAGUGGAGUUCUCUGGUCAAAGAGCAUUUGGAGCGAGCCAAGGCCGAUGAGAAAAGCCCGUUCGGCCGAUGCGUUAAAGAAGACUGGUGGUGGAGAAGGUGGUGGUAGCGCCGUUAUCUGUACGAUUGCCCGGUUGUUUUGGGCAGAGAGGAAGGUGGAGAAGGCUCGGCAGUGGUUUGGGAGGGCUGUCGGGGUGGAUGGCGAUCUAGGCGAUCUAUGGGGAUGGUGGCUCAAGUUUGAGAGACAGCAUGGGGUGGAAGAGCAGAGAGAGGAGGUGCGGGUGAGGUGUGUGCAAGCGGAGCCACAUCAUGGUCUUGUUUGGCCGGCUGUUGCGAAGGAUUUGAAGAAUGUGGGGAAGGGAGCCCGGGAGAUAUUAGAGAUGGUUGCUGAUAAGCUAGAGGAGUAG